Molecule: messenger RNA, 4318 nt
Organism: Cyclopterus lumpus (lumpfish)
Lineage: Eukaryota; Metazoa; Chordata; Actinopteri; Perciformes; Cyclopteridae
Gene: zmynd11
Product: zinc finger, MYND-type containing 11
Exons: 16
Coding region: 169-2184 (671 amino acids)
Biological process (GO): regulation of transcription elongation by RNA polymerase II
Molecular function (GO): DNA binding; transcription corepressor activity; protein binding
Source: RefSeq, a predicted model, not a curated record
GCAGUUCCUUCACCCCACCGCUAGGGUUCUGUGUUUACCUCCAGCUGGACUCCAUCCACAGCCUGGAGACAGACUAAUGCGAGUCGCCUCGCCCCGCAAUCCUUCGCGGAUUUCCUGGAGCAGCCGCCGCCACCGUGUGUCGGUGACACUGUAAAGACAAAAGUUGAGAUGAAUAAGGAAAUCAUGUCACGUGUGGUGAAGAAGAGGCUGGCGGACCCCAAGGUGGUCCAGUAUGUGUGGGCGGCCAUCGAGGUCGUCCGCAACCAGAAACAAAUCGCAAACAUGGACAGGAUCUCCAAGUACCUGAGCCGUAUGUUCAGCAUGCACCCUAAGGAGACUGCCAGGCAGCUGAGCUUGGCGGUGAAGGACGGCCUCGUGGUGGAGACCCUGACUGUUGGCUGCAAAGGCACCAAGGCCGGCAUCGAGCAGGAAGGAUACUGGCUGCCCGGAGACGAGAUGGAUCCGAGAGCCGAGGGAAGCAAGGAGUGGGAGGCGGAGAGCCACGACUGGUACUGCUUCGAGUGUCACCUACCGGGCGACGUCCUCUCGUGCGACAACUGCUUCCGUGUUUACCACCUCAAAUGUCUGUCGGAGGAGUUCAGGCCCAGAGAUGCAGGGUCCCACUGGCAGUGCGUCGUCUGCAGGGGCAGUAAAAAGAAGAACCUGAACAAACAGGAGAUGAGUAAAUACCUGCGUUUCAUCGUCCAGCGUAUGAAGGAGAGGGCAGUGGACCUGAACAAGAAAGGCAAAGACACUAAACAUCCCAUGUACAAACGGCUGAUCCACACGGCGCUGGAAGUGUCGAACAUCCAUGAGAACCUGUCUGAAGGAAAGUAUAAAAACUUUGAGGAGUUCAAAGCCGACGCUCAGCUGAUUGUUCACAACACGGCCAUCUUGUAUGGAGUUCACAGCGACCAGGCGGAGAUCGCACGGCUGCUCUUCAGCGACACGUGUCACGAGUUGAACGAGCUGCUUUUGUGUAAGAACUGUUUCUACCUGUCCAACGCCCGGCCAGACAACUGGUUCUGUUACCCCUGUAGCCCCAACCAUGACCUGGUUUGGGCCAAGAUGAAAGGAUUUGGCUACUGGCCUGCCAAAGUCCUCCAGAGGGAUGAAAGCCAGGUGGACGUCCGCUUCUUUGGCCACCAGCACCAGAGAGCGUGGAUCCCCUCGGACAACAUCCAGGACAUCAAGGUGAGCAUCCAGCAGCUGCAGGUGAAGCGCAGCAGCGGCUGGAAGAAGGCAUGCGAGGAGCUGGAGGUCUACCAGGGCUACCUGCGGGAGGGCCGCUUCUGGAAAACAAAGAUGGAGGAAAGCAACAUGCCGUUACACCAGCCUUUGCAGCAGAGCCAGGACCAGGACCAAGACCAGGACCAGGAUCAGAGCCAGAGCCAACAGCAGCAGGAGGGCAGCGGGAGGACGGACAGGCUGGAGCGGACAGACGAAGCCGAGUCCAGCAUCUCCUCCACCAGCAACGAGCAGGUCCGACAACUCAAAGGCAGCCUGGAGCCAAAGGCCAAGAAAAGCCGUCGAUCUCAGAUGGUUCAGCCCAAAGAAGAAGCCAGUUCUGUGCUCCACUGCUCGUCUCUCCACCAGGACCCGGAGCCCGAGGUGGAGGCGGUCAGCUCCAGCCAGGAGAUCCCGGUGGCCUCGGCGCCCCAGCAGCCCGAGAAGCUGUCGGUGUCCACGCAGACCAAGAAGGCGAGCGGCGGGUCGCCGCGCACGCUGCACCGCGGCACCCAGACGAGCAGCGACGGCGCCUGCCAGAACAUGUGCCACGAGAAGUACACCAAGGUCUUCAACGACGUCAAGGAGAUGAUGAAGGCCGACAACAAGAGGGAGACGGAGAGGGUCGUCAGAGAGGCUCUGGAGAAGCUCCGCACGGAAAUGGAGGAGGAGAAGCGCCAGGCGGUGAGUAAGGCGGUGGCCGGAGCUCAGGCGGAGAUGGAGAGGAAGUGCAAGCAGGUGAAGGAGAAGUGUAAAGAGGAGCUGGUGGAGGAGGUGAAGAAGGUGGUGGCCCAAAACAAACAGCUGAUCUCCCAGACCAAGAAGAAGCAGUGGUGUUAUAACUGUGAGGAGGAGGCCAUGUACCACUGCUGCUGGAACACCUCGUACUGCUCCAUCAAGUGUCAGCAGGAGCACUGGCACGCCGACCACAAACGAACCUGCCGCAGGAAGAGAUGAACAAGACCCUCCCCUCCCCCCCUUUGACCUUACACAGCACGCCAUUGGCUCUCGCCCUCUCCUCCGCCUGUCAGUCAGUGUCUACAAACACACACACAACCACACACACACACACUCUCUCUCUUCCCUCCUGCUUCUCUACUUGCCUUUCUGAAAACUUUGUGGACUCGACGUUUUCUGCGUGAAAAAGAGCAAUUUGUUCCCUUUUUGUGUCUCCAUUUGGUUUUCUAUUAUUUAAUAUACCCAUUGUAUUGAUUUCUAUAUAUUAUUGUUGUAGUUGUUUUUACACCUGGAUCAUGGACAGAUUGCUCGAGAGCACGGCUCAAAUGCAGAGUUAUAGUAUGAUAUUUUUAUUUUAUUGUUUUCUUUUACUGAAAUGCUGAUUUUGAGCUUGUGUUAUUUAAGUGUGUCGUAACAUAUGAGUGUUAACGGAAUACAUUUUAUUAUCCGAAUUUUUUAAUAAAUCCCGUUUCUUAACGACCACACGCCGUCAAUCGUACAAGAAGAAUUAAAAGAUACCGCGAGUACUUUUGCAGCUUCAAACUAGCUCCGCUUUCAUAGAGAAAAACCUAUUUAAAAAAAAUUAUUAAAAAAAACUGCAUCGAUGUCGUGGACUACAUGGCUCACCGUGUUAGCAUCUUGUUUUUCAUUAAACCAAUGAGGUGGAUGGCACCUUUUUUUUAUCGUUUCUACCUAAAAUCGUAACGUCCUUAAGUCACUUAUUGGGAACAGGGUCACAACGUCGGUCGUAAAAAUAAAAUAAAAAAGGCGACAAAAUAAUUCAUAUGUAAUUAUAAUAUUAUUCUUAUGCACAUUUUGAGGCUCUUCUUAAUAGACUAGUUUUUAUUAGUCAGAUAUUUAAAAAAUAAAUAAAUAAAACGUUUUUGAUCGGUUCUUAAUUGGGGAAAUGUAGAGCAAUCUUUCCUGAGCUGGAUCUUAGAGAGGUUCCAUGAUUUGACAGUUUUUCCACUUUUUUUUUGCACACUUCACAACCCAAAUGCUUGUAAUAUUGCCAAAAAAACUAAAAAAAUCUGACAAUUUAGUUGAACCGACAUGAAAAUAUCUGGUGACUCCUACAACGUACAAAAAAAUUAUAUAUAUAUUUUUCCAAGCUUUGUCGGUAUAAUUUUUACGGGAACCUCUGGAGGAAAGUGAGAAACUAAAAUAUUUGGCCGAUCCAUUAAAAUAGUUUUCUCUCCUGUGAUCACGAGGCACGCCAGUGUUUUUUUAAAUACUCAUUUUGGCCACAAGGGGCAGACGUGCGCCACGACCCCGUGUUCUAAAUGGGAAUAAUAUCGUUUGUGUUUUCUUUCAUUUAUAUAACUUGUAAGCGCAUAACAUCUCCUUUUCAGCCUCUUGUGGCCGCAGUGAGUAUUACAACAACAAACAUUUGGAGGGAACUAAUUAAAAUAGAUUUCCUCCUGUUCUUAAGUCAUAAACAAAGAAAGGGGAAAAAAAAUUCAUUCACUAGACUUCUUCUUCCUCCUCAGAGCUCCCGUUCAGGUUUUUAAAUUUUUUUAAUGAGUACACUCUUUUCAAAAAAACCUAAAGUGACUCUUUCACUGCGUAUGCUGUAGUUGAUGGUCAGUGCCUGUUUCUCUCUUUUUUUUUUAUUUUGCUCCCAGUAAGGCGACAUGCAUGUUGAUGGUUUCAUAGUUUUUAAUUAUUUUUUUUCAAUACGGUAAAAAAAAAAAAAAAAAAAAAAAAGUCCAGAAGCUCGCUGGUGUUCAAUAAGCGACGACGGAUGGACCGAUAUAAAACUUUAUGCAAAUGUGAAUGAUCAAAUGUAAUCUUUUCUAUAGCUUUUCCCUGCACUGGAUGUUGAGUGUGUAGAUAUGGUGCUCGGAAAAACGUUUGUUUUUAUUCCAUUUGUUUUUUUUGUUUUUAAAGUUGGCAAUAAAAUUGCCGGUUUAAUUCUCUUCAGUGUGAAACGUGUGACACUCUUACAGUUCGUUGACUUGUUUCCUCAGUGAUGAAGCUUGACUGAACGGAGGAAAACGAUUCAGCUAAAAUACCGUAAAUUCUCACAUAGUGGGCGGGACCUUUUUUAAAAAAAAUGUAAUUGUUAUUCAUCUCAACUAAAGAUGGAACUAAAACUUUUAUAUCAAAUGCCUUCUUAUUUCGCCCCCCCCCC